GAAGUAAUGAUUUUAUAAUUAGAGUAUGGAAUUUCAAAUAAUGUCAAUUCAUAUUAAAAGGAUGUUAGAUGUGUAACAUUUCAUGCAAUAAUUUGGGUAUUAUUAGGUUCAGAGAAUUAAAAAGCAAGAUUAUUAAAUUUAUCAAAGUAGAUAAGCUAUAGCGAUUUUGACAGGACAUACUCAUCUCUAAAUGUCUUGAUAUUUUUAUCCUAAAAAGGAUUUGAUUUUCAUAUGUUUAUGGAAUUAUGAUGU
Molecule: messenger RNA, 252 nt
Organism: Paramecium sonneborni
Lineage: Eukaryota; Ciliophora; Oligohymenophorea; Peniculida; Parameciidae
Source: the annotation of a GenBank genome assembly